Molecule: messenger RNA, 3416 nt
Organism: Saccostrea echinata
Lineage: Eukaryota; Metazoa; Mollusca; Bivalvia; Ostreida; Ostreidae
Product: collagen alpha-1(XXIII) chain-like
Exons: 27
Coding region: 805-2553 (582 amino acids)
Source: RefSeq, a predicted model, not a curated record
AGAUUAGAGGCAUUUAGGUUUGGAAAGCGACAAUACUGUAAAUGCACCUUGAUGUGUUUUGUGUGAAUUGCACAGUUGGCAGCUCUGACAAUUUACUCCCGUGUUACAGAUGUUCCUAGCGUUUUUGGUGUGCAUGGUUAUGAUAUAGAACAAUAAAUUUCACGAAAUAUCUCAAAACUUGCGCCGCAAUCGUCCCAUUAUGUUGCCAUUACUCAUCUACGUAAAAUCAAUGAAAUGUUGUCAAAUCUGAGGUAUCACAGCUUGCUUUUUUAGAUCUUGAUUUAAAAAAUAAAAGAUAACUGAUAGCGAGAAGGAAGUUAAAUAUUUUGUGUAUCAGACUUGCUAUUGCUCUCUGAGAUUCACAUGCUGGAACAUUGCCGUCUCUCUCCGCUUUCGACCAAACCAUGUGUUAUUUUAUCAAUGCGGAUAGCAGUCUAGGAGUUUUUGUAGAACUAUAUCGAAAUCCCAUUAUAUUAUUUUAAUAAGAUAUUGUUAAUAUGGCUGGAUAUAAUAGAUGUUUACAAAGUGCGACACAUCGUCGGAAAACGGUGAAAUUCGAUUCCAGUAUCCCGAGUUAAAAUUCAGUCGGUGUGUAUAGGACCGGAACAUGCGACCCAAGUAAUCGGGCUUUUUAUCAAAUCAUCUUCUCAAAGAUUGUGGCUUUUAUUCAGGAUUAUCACACACUUUUCUUCCAUGGAUUUACAAAGUGGUGGAGUAAUUUUACAGUCUUUGUUGAAAUGAGUUAGCGACAUUUGAAAAAAAAAAGAUUCUGAAGGACUCGAUUUCAAAUAUAGAAGAAUAAACAUGGAGAAAGGUAGGUCGGAGAGGACAAUGAGAAGACUAGAGACGGACAAAUGUCUGCGAUGCUCUCUGUGGAUGUUUUCAGGGAUUGCCAUAUCCCUGAUGGUGGUUUUAUUGGGAUUUACAAUAUGGACGUUAGUGUCCUAUCAGAACACAGUUAUCUCCCUUCAGUCAAGGGUGGACAAACUUGAAGUGGAUUUAGAAUUAUUCAGAUCGAACAGAGAGGAUAUAAUUGCUACGAAAGUUGAAGAAGAAGUUUCUAAGAAAUUGCAACUAGUAACGGCGCAGCUACCAAGUUUCUACACGCAUUCCCAACCCCGUUAUAAAAGACAGUCAUGCACCUGUCGAGGUCAGAAAGGCGAGAAGGGUUCCAUGGGACAAACAGGACCAAAGGGUAAUACUGGUGAACCGGGUCCUCAGGGACCAAAGGGAGAAAAAGGAGACAAGGGUAAUGAGGGUUUACCUGGAUAUGAUGGAGCGCCAGGACCAAAGGGGGUUAAAAGGUCAAUUCGAUUCCAAGACGAAACGUUCCGAAAUAUAGUAGACCUUAAGGGUGACCGCGGACCGAAGGGUGUACCCAGUUUCGUUCCAGAAGAGGCAGAACGUCAGCUCGAGAUUCUCAAGGGAGAACCAGGAGAGAAAGGCGCCAAGGGGCUUCAGGGCGAUCCAGGUGCACCAGGACCGAAGGGGGAUACAGGGUUACCCGGAUUUGAUGGGUUACCUGGACCAGCCGGACCACAGGGACCUCCUGGGCCGAAGGGCGAUCGAGGUGUUCCGGGCAAUCCGGGAGUACCGGGCAUGAUGGGAUCGAAGGGGGUUCAAGGUCUCCCUGGUAGAGGCGACCCAGGACCUCCAGGUCCUCAAGGUCAGCAAGGUGAAAUAGGACUUCCGGGAUUACCAGGCGUCAGAGGUCAAAAGGGCGACAGAGGAAGACGUGGCAAAAAGGGUAAGCGAGGAAAACGAGGCAUAGGGAGACCAGGACCACGGGGUCUUCUGGGUAAAAGAGGACUUCCGGGUGAGAAAGGUGCCAAGGGAGAUAAAGGGGCACCAGGGGAACAGGGCGAGCGAGGAUUGGGCAUUCCUGGAAAAGAUGGAAGACCCGGCAUCAGAGGCGUUCCUGGAGAGAAAGGCGACAUGGGAGAUGAGGGCCCUGAGGGACCCCCAGGACGUGAAGGACAGAUAGGUCCUCCUGGCCUUCCGGGCCCCCCAGGUGAUACAAGUAUAAUAAACAGCGCAGACUUAAAAGGAGUUAGUCGAGUUAUUCCAGGACCCCCAGGCCCCCCUGGUCCACAGGGUCCAGCAGGUCUACAAGGAAGACCAGGAAUUAAGGGCGAAAAAGGUCCCGUUGGUCCUAAAGGAGAAAUGGGUGAAAAGGGGGAGGAAGGACAGAUGGGACCAAUGGGUUUACCUGGGCGCUUUGGGCCACAAGGUGAAAAAGGAGAGAUUGGGGAUAGAGGUCUACAGGGCCCAAUGGGACCACCGGGUCCUCCUGGGCCAUUGAACACAGUGAAUGAAGGUGCAUGCACAUGUCAGAAAGGCGAAAAGGGGGAUAGGGGAAGAAGGGGCAAGCGAGGACCUAAAGGAAUGCAGGGAAUGCCCGGUCUAGACGCCCCUUGUCCUGUUGGUGAAAAUGGUCUUCCAUUACCCGGUUGUGGUAUUCAGUAUUACACAGAGGGAACACCUGGAUAUUCCUGUCCCGUGGGUCCAGAUGGCAUAGCUCGCUGCGGAAACACUGGGAAUAACAGGGGAUAGGUAACCAAAGAUUUGUUUUUAUUGUCUCUCAGCUUCCAAGCACGCUCAUCUUUUCCACAGAAAACACUUUUUGAAGUCAAAAUUCAGCGAUACCAGGAUAUUCAUGUUUUAUUUAAAGACAUCUAUCGUAAAUAUUCAGCGUUCAUCUUCAUAACUUUGUAUAUGAUUUUCAUAUAAUAGUAUUUUAGAUUUUUCAUUUUUCAUUUGUGAUUGAUUGCAAUAAUACAUGUAUUAUUCAUUUUGUUAUUUGUUGUAUCUUGGAUGUUUAAUUGUCACAUUCUUAAUAACUGCUGUACAUAUAUUUUACCAAAGAAACUCAAAUAUUCAGAUUUCAAUUUUAAAAAGUAAUAUGUUAGUACAGACUAUAGUUUUAAUAUAAAUAUGCAUCGUUUUCCAUUUUUAUGAUAUAUAUGGUUUUGUACAAUGUGUAUUCAGAGUAACGGAGAUUAAAAUAUUUAAUAUACAUUUGUGAAUGAUGGUUUUCUCACAGAUGAAUCAUAGUCAUAUUUUAGCAGUUUUUUUUGCUAUUCGAAUUUCUAAAUUGAAAAAAAAGAUGCAACACUGCCUAAUAAAGAUUGUUAUUUAUACAUCUGUAAUCAAUACGAGAGGAAAUUAAGGAUCUCAAGUUGCAGAAAUUAAAAGUCUCGAAGAAUUUUAUGAAUUCUUUUGUGGCAAAUCAAUUAUUGAUCUAAUACAACUUAGACUAUUAUGAAUGAAUAGUGUUAAUAUUCUGAUUUGUAAUUACAGAUAAAAAAAAUUAUGAGAAAAAAAUAUUGUUAUAUUUCAAAAAUACUUCUUUUUGUUAAAUGAAUUGUAAUUAAUAAACUAUUGUAUAUGUUUACAUUAGUAAAUAAUACCACUUA